AAACAUCAUAAUUAGUUUAAUCCAUGGUGUAAGCGGCCGGUAUUAUAAACAUGUAAAUAAACAAAUGUCAUUGUCGAAAUUUCCAACAGUGUGAUUUAUUUUGGAUAAUUGUGUAUUGCCAGAAGAUAUUAAUGAUGGAGAAUUCAUGGCCCUGGCAUCUACAGAGAAUUUAUGAUUGUGUUAGAACUGUUUUGACAUCUGCUGUCAACUGUUAAACAUUUUUCAACCUUGCUGUCAACUGUUCAUUAUUAUACUGUUUCUCACUUGCUGUCAACUGUUAAUCCACUGCUUCUGCCAUGCUGUCAACUGUUUAUUAAUCCACUGCACUGGGACUGCUGUCAACUACUGACUUUUAAUCAUGCAUUUAUAAUUGCUACAGUGACUGUCGACAGACCACAUGCUUGUUUUCUGUCUGAUGAUGAAAGUUUGGACAUUUUAAAUCACUGUGCUGUUAAAUGUCACAACUGGAUACUGUCAACUUUCAGAAGAAAAGAACAACAACUAGUUACAUGUACUUUAAAAGUUCAUGACGUGUUUGACCAUUGGUGGAGCCUGGAUGAGGAGAAGUUACCCACUAUACACCUCUCUGCAUAGAAAGUGGAGAAUUUAAGCAAUAAAGAUGUUGGUGAAAGAGUACCGUAUAUCGCUGCCCAUGAGCGUGGAGGAAUACAGAAUAGCCCAGCUUUAUAUGAUACAAAGAAAGAGUAGAGAAGAAAGUCAUGGUGCAGGGAGUGGAGUAGAGAUUAUAACAAAUCAGCCGUACACUGAAGGACCAGGGGGUAGUGGACAGUACACAUAUAAGAUAUAUCACAUAGGAAGUCAUUUACCAGGUUGGUUCCGAGCUAUUUUACCAAAGUCUGCUCUGCGUGUAGAGGAGGAAGCCUGGAAUGCAUAUCCGUAUACAAAAACACGGUACCGGUGCCCGUUUGUGGAAAAGUUUGUUCUUGAAGUGGAGACAAGAUAUCUCAAUGAUGGUGGAGAGUUGGAUAAUAUAUUCGGUCUUUCUCAAUCUGAAUUAAAAGAAAGAACAGUAGAUUUCAUUGACAUUGUAAAAGACAACAUAUCAAGUGGCGAUUAUAGAAGGGAGGAGGACCCUAAAAUAUUUGUAUCCAAAGCUACGAAUCGAGGCCCACUGAAUGAUAACUGGAGAGAAGAGUAUAGUCAGUUGAGCAAAGUUAGUUCAGAAAAGAAAAUUAUGACUGCAUAUAAACUUUGCAGAGUUGAGUUUAAAUAUUGGGGAAUGCAGACAAAAAUUGAAAGAUUUAUACAUGACAUAGGGUUACGCAAGACAAUGUUACGAGCGCACAGACAGGCCUGGUGCUGGCAAGACGAGUAUCAUGGUCUACAGUUAGCUGACAUACGUAAACUGGAGUACGAAACACAACUUGCUUUACAAGAAACAAUGGCUGCGGCCAAUGAAAAUGAAGACUUUGUACAAAAUAACGAAAGUUCAAAAUCAACGAAUAAGAAAUCAGAAAUAGUUGAUAAUUUGACUGCUAGUUCUGAUUCAAAACAUUCGUCCAGUCCCAAAAUUCAAGUGUCAAAAUCUAAUAACGGACUUCAAGAUGACAAAGCUAAGUCUGGAAGCCCUGUUCCAUCGCAAAUUUCAAAACAUUCCGCAAGGUCGAGAAGUAAAAGUCAGCUGUCAAAGUCCAAAACGUCUCUAGAUUCUAGUCAAGUAUCUGAUUGGAGGUUUCAGAGCCUUGAGCAGUUGCAGGAAUCAAGCUCAGAUGAGGAUGAGUUCUAUGAUGCCCAAGGUCUUUGUGAUGAUGUUUUCAACUCUGAUUUAGACUGCUCUGAGUCAGAGGCACAUUUUGCAUGGGAAGGACUAGCAAUGAAGUCGUUGUCCAUGGAAACUCUUUCUGUUUCCAACGAUGAAUUUGCAGAUGCCAGAUCUCAUCUCUCAUUUGACCAAGAGUCACAUGGUAGCCGACGUUUUGAGAAACUUUGUCAGAAAUACAGUCUAGAGACAGGAGGGUUUGAGAAACACGCACCUGUGCCACCACUGUGUAAAACUAAUACACUAUUCCUUGUUGUACAUGGAGGUAGUUUAUUGGACCCUGCCUACGAUCAUUUUAACACAUCUAAGAGGAGUGAUUAUAAUACAUUAAAGACAACAUUUGAUACUGUGAUCAAAUCAAGUUAUCCGAGUGCUAAAGGACGUAUCGCUAUCAGACUUGUGCCAUGCCCUCAGAUCUGUUGUGAGGCUCUCAAUGUUCUUUCGAGUUUAAGCCCAUUUGGGUUUGAUGCCAUGACUCCGAAUUCAAGUGAAGGUGCUCUUCCCUGGAGCCAAGAGUUUGUUCCCUUGGGAGCUGUUGGUCUUUUCUCAGUGUGCAGCCCAGAUUAUCAGGAUCAUGUGAAUUCUGUUAUUGCCAAAGCAAACCUUGUCUUCAUGGACUUCCUACAGUCUGAAGAGGGAAAAGGCUUCAAUGGACAGGUAUGUAUCUUGGCCGAUGCAACAGGUUCUGUGUUGACCUAUGAUGCCUUAACCCGGACUCGCACUCUUCUAGGACGUAAUGACAGUCACCACGGUAGCCAGUCUAGCGAUCUGAACCAGGACUUUGAUCUGUCGGCCUCUAUGGGCAGUUCUCAUACCCUGUGUGAAAACGCAAAAGACACAACAAUCGUGGAACAGGACGAAGAUGUUGUUUUACGACAUAAACCGGACACAUUAAGGAGUGAAAGUGUACAGACUGAUUCAAAAUCAGUCGUAGAAAGUAGUAAAUCUGUAAAGUCAGAUAAGUUGGAUGAUAAUCAGUCAAAAUCCUCGGAACGUGAUGCCAGUAAACCAGCUGUACGCAAAAUGGACAGUGUUCCCAUAGAAACACGUCAUAAUAGUGUGAGAUUACAAGUGACUAGGUCGGUCGAGACUCCCGGGGAAUUUGUGCGGAGAACUAGUGGCGGAAGUCAGUAUGAAACUUUAAAGUUUGAUUUUGAAGUGGCUGAUUUCUUCAUGCUGGGAUCACCACUAGGACUUGUGUUGGCAUAUAGGAAGAUGUUUGCUGGAGAAAAAUCUGGCACUCCACUGAGACCUGAUUGUCAACAGAUGUACAACUUGUUUCAUGCCAGUGAUCCAUCUGCUCUUCGUCUUGAACCAUUGCUGAACUUCGUGUUCCGUCAAAUCCCGCCCAUCAAAAUAGCGAGAUAUAACAAAUUUCCCAUGGGCGAUGGAGAAUCUAUUCAAAUAGUGGAAACCGUAUGUCACUACAUACACAUGUUCCUUGACCAGCUUGUUGACCAGGCUGGCACGGGAUCCCAGUUACUCGUCUCGCUACAACGUCAAGCCAGUGUCACAAGCACGUGCAGUCAGCUAACAGCCAUGUCUGCGCACGGGAACACAUUUUCUAACAUUGCAAAUGUGAGCAGUCAGUGGUGGGGCAGUAAACGUCUAGAUUACAUGUUGUACUGCCCCGAAGUGUUACAUUCAUUCCCCGUGCGAUCCUUGCCGCCCUUGUUUCACGCCAGUUUCUGGGAGUCCACCGAUGUUGUCUCAUUUGUGCUGCGACAGGUACUUCAGCAAGAUUUUGGAAUGUCUUAUGAAGAAGAUCUCAGUUCACAGACAAUGUCGCCAGUCACAACUGAAGGUCAGCCGAAGGAAAAAUGGCAGAAAAGAAGAACUAUGUACAAAGUCAGGAAUCUUCAGCCAAAUCACCGGGGAAAUGAUGUCUUGGUGUUAGAAGAUAAACCGCAAGUUUUGUCUGCAAAAUUUAUGUACGGACCAUUGGAUAUGACAUCAUUGUCAGGGGAAAAGACGGAUAUACAUGUAAUGUCUGCAUCAGGGGAAUGGACAUAUAUGGGCACUGAGAAUACAGAUGGUCAUGGUCGACUUACUUAUACUAUCCCACCUGAGAAAAGAUUGAGUCAAGGCAUUCAUCCAGUAAAAAUGGUUGUUAGAUGGGGACAGAACUUUAGCAGGAAAACGGUAGACCACACAACCACCGACUUGUUUUUAGCUGUUCUACCUCCUAGAACAGAGACGAUAAUAUUCAGUAUUGACGGCUCAUUUACAGCCAGUGUUUCUAUAAUGGGUAAAGAUCCAAAAGUUAAACCUGGAGCUGUUGACGUUGUCAGACAUUGGCAGGAGCUCGGCUAUUUAAUCCUGUAUGUGACUGCUAGACCGGACAUGCAACAUAAUAAAGUUGUAGCCUGGCUGGCCCAGCACAACUUUCCACAUGGCAUGGUGGCUUUCAUGGAUGGAUUCUCUAAGGAUCCUCUACGACAGAAAUUUAAUCAUCUUAAGACAAUACAGUCAGAGGCGCAGUUGAAGUUCCGAGCAGGGUAUGGUUCAAGUAAAGAUGUUAAUGGAUACAGAGACCUGGGCUUGUCUAAAGAACAGAUAUUUAUAGUGGGUAAAUCCAACAAGAAACAACAGAAUCUUGCUACAUUUAUGACAAGUGGAUAUGCAGCACAUUUAGAAUUUCUAAUGAGUCCCGUUGGAUCGAGACCUGCGAGUGGAAACGCCGUUUUCUUGUUACGCAAAACAUGCUUUAGUCUACCAACAUCUGAAAAACGUGGAUCAAAGCAUAGAGCUUCGAAUGUAUCAACAUUAAGCGGACAAUUUGACAUCCCGGGCGUGUCUCGCCCCGAGAGUGGGGCUGGUCCCCAAACUUUGAUAACUGUUAGCGAUCAGGGAAAUACUCUUUUACAGCCAGUACAGCCAAGCUUCGGGGCGGCAGUUCGAGCCAGGGGUACGUCACCACGACCAAAAAUGUCAUUAGAUGCGCAUAGAUAGUUUUGUUAUUUUGUAAUUUAGUCUGCAUUGUUCACCGGUCAAUAAUAUAUUUUUGAGAUAAUGUCUUAUACUUUUAUCAUAUGUAUUACAUGUUAUCAGUGUCAUUUUAAUUAUUUAAUUUGCAUAAUUUAAUGGUGCAUAAAAAAAUUUUGUUUGAUUUUUUUUUUGUGUAAAAGCAAUGGUUUUUUUUUUGGUGUUUACUUUUAUUUAUUUUACUUAACAGUACACUUAAAUAGGAGUUAAGUGAACAGAGUUAUAAUUAAAGGUUUAAGUCAAGGCAGGAAUUUUAUGUACUGCCAAAUUUUUUUCACAGAGUGUUUUGAUAAUUCUGUAUACUAAAACCUGAGUACAUAUAUGACCUUAAAAUAUUUGAAAGAAAAUAGUGCAAGCAACUUAUAAGAUUUUGAUUUUUUUGCCCUUUGGCAUAUAGCAAUUUAACCAUUGGUCUGUCCAUUGGUUUGUCAAUUUGUCUGUCUGUAGGAGGUUAACCUUAACCAGCAAGUUGUAUUUAUCUAAAGUUCUACCAGUACCAAUGGCUUCGUAUUUUACACACUUACUAAUUAAUACAAACAUACUUCAGGUGGUCCUUUAAGUUUUUGUGGAGUUUUUAGUCAAUGGUUUCAAGGUUGCAUUUGUAAAUAUUUGAUAAUUUUUUAUUGGCAAAUUGAAUAUUUUUCAACUUCAUCAAAUAGCAAUGACAUGCCUACAUAUUUUUUUCAGAAUAUGAAAAGUUCAUGACUCUGUCAAGUUAUAUAACUGACUUUUUCCUUGGCAAUUUUUCAGACCAUAACUGUGUGAAUAAGUAAACCCUUUUUUAAAAAAAUUGUUACUGACAUCUGGGCCGGGGGCAUUUAGUAGUUACCAAACACGUUCAUGUUUGACACUGUUUCACAAUCCAAAAACAUUCACCAUCAUUCAGUAUUCCUUAUUUUGGUAAAACAGUCUGAUAUACUAAAAUGAUCAUUAUAGCCGAAGCCAAAAAUAUUUUU
Molecule: messenger RNA, 5721 nt
Organism: Ruditapes philippinarum (Manila clam)
Lineage: Eukaryota; Metazoa; Mollusca; Bivalvia; Venerida; Veneridae
Product: protein retinal degeneration B-like
Exons: 25
Coding region: 620-4732 (1370 amino acids)
Biological process (GO): phospholipid transport
Cellular component (GO): cytoplasm
Molecular function (GO): phosphatidylinositol binding; phosphatidylcholine intramembrane carrier activity; metal ion binding
Source: RefSeq, a predicted model, not a curated record